AUGAACAUGAAAACUCUUGCUGUUACACUGUGCUGUCUCUUUUCUGUGGCUUGUGGCUUUCAGCCGCAGCAAGCUCCAUCUUCAACGAAGUUGCAACCGUUGCAAAUGACAAUGGAUCGACGUUCUUUACUGGCCACGGCCGUAAUUCCAAUGAUACUGUUAAAACCAGAAAUGGCUCAAGCCGGUAUUGAUCCUACUCUUUUAAAGUCUUUGCCAGUGCAAGGAGACGAAACAGGCGCCGCUCAAAGGUUGCGCCAAGUGGAAUCCAUCCAAAGACCAGCUUCAGAUUUGGUGCAAAUGCCAUUUGAAGAAUUACCAAGUGGAGUCAGUUAUCGGGAGUAUCGAGAGGGAAAGGGAGAAGCAGUCGUCCAAGAAGGUUCCAAAGUUGCUGUUGAAAUGACUAUCCGAUGCAAGAGUUUUGCUACGGCCAAUGAACCAGGCGGCCUCAAAUACUUCUCCACCAAAGAUGACACGGAGUUCAAUGAAUUGGCCUGGACAGUCGGGCGUGGAGAAUCCCCACCGGGCCUCGAAGAAGGAAUGAUGGGUAUGCACAAGAAUGCCGUGCGUCGAAUUGAAAUACCUUCCACCAUGACCUUUGCCGCACGAAACGCCAAUCAGCUGCCACUGCCAACUACGAAGGAUGGGAAACGGAGAUUCGAUCAAUUGUUCAAGACCGAUGCCACGUUGCUUUUUGAGGUGUUGGUCACGAGAAUCAAAUAA
Molecule: messenger RNA, 720 nt
Organism: Seminavis robusta
Lineage: Eukaryota; Bacillariophyta; Bacillariophyceae; Naviculales; Naviculaceae
Source: the annotation of a GenBank genome assembly